This is a messenger RNA of Daphnia pulicaria, 1177 nucleotides long. RefSeq names its product tyrosine-protein kinase receptor torso-like. The coding region runs from base 1 to 522 and encodes 173 amino acids. The transcript is spliced from 3 exons. Gene Ontology annotation, cellular component: signaling receptor complex. Gene Ontology annotation, biological process: multicellular organism development; positive regulation of kinase activity; protein phosphorylation. Gene Ontology annotation, molecular function: transmembrane receptor protein tyrosine kinase activity; ATP binding. NCBI's taxonomy places the organism in Eukaryota, Metazoa, Arthropoda, Branchiopoda, Diplostraca, Daphniidae. The record is from RefSeq and is a predicted model, not a curated record.
AUGAUGAACUACAGCAAAGCUGAUCCGAAACUGGCGCCUCAAUUGGUUCAAAAUAUCCACACCAUGAAAUUCGCCUCAUUGGAUAAAAGUGCUGUCAAAUCGACACCAAUUGAAGCUGCCAACGGCGAUAAAAAUCCCCGAUAUUGGUCACCUAACUGCAGCAAGAAGGAGGAGCCUCGAUAUGACAUCUAUUUCCCUCAGGUGUUGCACGGAGAUUUGGCGGCUCGCAAUGUUCUCCUGGCGGAUGACAACAUUGUAAAAAUCGCCGAUUUCGGAUUGUCACGCAAAGUCUACAAGAAUUGUAACUACCAGAAACAAGGACAAGAAGCUCUGCCUGUCAAGUGGAUGGCCAUUGAAUCGCUGAUCGAUCGAGUCUUUUCCUCCCAGUCGGAUGUUUGGUCUUUCGACGUUACCAUUUGGGAACUCUUUUCUCUCAGCAAACAACUCUGCCCAGCGGUGAAUGAACUAGCGGAUUUGAUCCGCUUUUACAAAAUGGCAGGAGGAUGGAUAGACCAGAAUUGAUGCCCAGAGCCAUCGGUAAUGUCACGGAGGAUUGCUGGAAGCACAACCAGGAAGAGAGGGCGACAUUCGCUCGAUUGGAACACAUUUUGGGCGAGAUGGUCGAUCGAAUCAUCCGCCAACAUUUCGCCGGCGAGGAAGUGAUGACAGAACAUAAAAAUUACGUGAAAAUGAACACAAAAAUUGGUUCAAAUAAUACCGCAGCUCAAUCCGAAUAUGAAACAAUGACCAGCAAUGAAAAUCGACAGGUGAUUUCAGUAUUAAAUGCUUCCUCCUUAUCGCAGCGUCCAAAUGGUCCUCCCAAAUUGUACCCGCACUUAGGUGUGACGAAUUACAUCAACACCUGCACGGAAGUCAACACCCCUCCGCAAACGCCGAUAAGCUACACGAAUUUCAGAAAACUUAUGUCAGUGUCAUUUCAAAAGAGCCUGGCAGACACCUCAACAAUGACGCAAGGUUACCUAGCCGUGUUACCUGGCACACCAGUUUGAAAUGUCUUUCGCACCCAUUCCCGCAAAUAUAUUUGAAAAUUUAUAAUUUGUCCUCCAAUCCACCAUUGCGUUCCUAGUUUAAAUGUACCUUACGACUAGCCUUACGUAUGGAAUUGGAAGAACAUUGUACCAACAAAACAUCAGGAUCUUUGAAUAAAUAAAAAUAU